GUGUCCGGUCACGUGCGCGGGAGCUUCCCGGCGAAGGGGGCUCGGGAUCUGGGAGCGGUGGCCGCGAUGCGCGUGAAGGUGCUGAGCCGGAACCCCGACGACUACGUGCGCGAGACCAAGUUGGACCUGCAGCGCGUUCCAAGGAACUAUGACCCUGCAUUGCAUCCAUUUGAGGUUCCACGAGAAUACACAAGAGCUCUGAAUGCAACAAAGCUAGAACGUGUGUUUGCAAAACCCUUUCUCAGCUCACUUGAUGGCCACAGAGAUGGAGUUAAUUGCAUGGCCAAACAUCCAAAAAGUUUGUCUACAGUGCUGUCUGGAGCUUGUGAUGGAGAGGUUAAAAUUUGGAACUUGACCAGACGACAGUGCAUUCGUACUAUACAAGCCCAUGAAGGCUUUGUUCGAGGCAUGUGUGCCCGUUUCUGUGGUACAUCAUUCUUCACGGUUGGUGAUGACAAAACUGUGAAGCAGUGGAAAAUGGAGAGCCCGGAAUAUGGAGAAGAAGAAGAACCUAUUCAUACAAUUCUUGGAAAGACAGUGUAUACAGGAAUUGAUCACCACUGGAAGGAACCUGUUUUUGCCACCUGUGGCCAUCAAGUGGACAUUUGGGAUGAACAAAGGACGAGUCCCAAGUGUUCUUUGACUUGGGGUUUUGAUAGUAUUAGCAGUGUAAAAUUUAAUCCCAUUGAGACAUACCUUUUGGGAAGCUGUGCUUCUGACAGAAAUAUUGUGCUAUAUGAUAUGAGAAAAUCAACUCCAUUAAAGAAGGUUAUCUUGAACAUGAGGACAAAUACACUGUGUUGGAACCCCAUGGAAGCUUUCAUUUUUACUGCAGCAAAUGAAGAUUACAACUUAUAUACUUUUGAUAUGCGCUAUCUCGAAUCACCUGUGAUGGUGCAUAUGGAUCAUGUGUCUGCUGUUCUUGAUGUGGAUUAUUCACCCACUGGGAAAGAAUUUGUGUCUGCCAGCUUUGAUAAGUCUAUCCGCAUUUUUCCUGUAGACAAAGGUCACAGCAGGGAGGUAUAUCAUACCAAACGAAUGCAGCACGUCAUCACUGUAAAAUGGACUUCAGAUAACAAAUAUAUUCUGUGCGGCUCAGAUGAGAUGAAUAUUCGCCUGUGGAAAGCCAAUGCUUCUGAAAAACUGGGAGUGCUUGCACCACGAGAGAAGGCAGCUAUGAAUUACAAUCAGAAGCUGAAGGAGAAGUUCCAGUUUCACCCACAGAUCAGGCGCAUUGCUCAGCACCGUCACUUGCCCAAGAGCAUAUAUUGCCAAAUCAAGGAGCAGCGCAUCAUGAGAGAGGCUCGUCGGCGAAAGGAACUGAAUCGUCGCAAGCACAGCAAACCGGGAUCUGUGCCAUUUGUGUCAGAGAGGAAGAAACAUAUUGUGGCGGUAGUGAAAUAAUUGUUUUCUCAUGUACAAAAUGUCACAAUGAAAGAAAAAUGUCACUAUUGAAUGGAUACACUGUACAAAAUUUGAUGGACAUUGGUAAGACAGCAUAUGGCUCCAGGAACGUGGCUUUUCUUCAACUUUACACAUCCUCUGACUUCUGAAGUCAUCAUCUGCUUUGGGUACUUAUGAGAAUUAGCACUGUAAUCUUUCAUUGCCAUUUGUCUGUCUGACGUUACUGCCCCAACACUGUGUAUUGCAGUGGAGUUUGACCGUUUUGAUACAAGCAGAUAACUUGACGGAGAAUGUCUGUAGUUCCUGUCUUAUUCCUUGGUACUGUUACUACAAAAAAGGAUGAAAUAGAUUCUUAUUUAUCAAAGCAAAAAAACCCUUGUUUCCUACAGACUUAUAAAAUCGAUUCUCCUUGUGCUGUCUGGUUUUUAAUUUUUAUUCAAACAAAUUUAAUAAAGAAAACAAGUGACCUUAAGGCAUUGGACUAGUUCUUGAUUAUUCCAACUGAACAAAUAUCCUGCAUUAUACUUCUUACAUACAAUAUAUUAUCUUUCUUUUAUCCAGAAGGAAUUUUGCAGUAUUUUCUGACAUCUGUAAACAUAAUUUUUUUCUGUCUUCUUAACUAUUGUUAUAUAACUUGGCAAACUUCAGACUGUUAAGUUCCUAAAAUUGACAAUGAUAUAGUUGAAUAAUUUUUUCUCUUUAACUUAUUUAAAACUUCUAAAAUCUGGAUAAAAGAUAACAUAAAUUGUAUAAACCACAGAAACUUCUUUAGAUGAGAUUUAUCAUAAGCCUUCUAUUUUAAGUUUAUAGAAGAAAAAUAGAAGUUUCAUGCUUCACAAGGUAGGUACCUGUAGCCCAAACUUCCUCUACUGUUUGUCUGGGAAAUGUUCUGCUUCUCUUCCUGUGGGAUAAACUUAACUUUACUGAAGAUACUAAGGUGAUCAGAAAAUGAUGCUGGAAUUCAACUAGGCUUUCUAGGAUGAAAGCUUUCUCUUUCAAACAGAUGAGAUAUGUAAUAACAAUAAUUUUGCUUAACAUCUUUUGUACAGAAGGAUCUUCUUUAACCUUUGCACUAUGGUGCAGUCUGUAACAACACUCUCCCCACCCUGAGUUUAUGCACAAAAAAUAAUUAAAAUUAUGAACUCGAUUAUAAUAAACUUUAUACUUUUAAACCUUUUUUUAGCCUGGAAAUUGAGCACUUCGAGUACUUGCCUUCCUGUAGUAUCCUGUUUAAUAUAUCUACUGACACUAAUCCAUAUGCAUUUCUAGUUCUUGCUCUUUCACUUGUCUCUUGCAGUAUUGUUUGGGCAAGAUUCCUGAAUCAUCAUAGCAAAAUUAUGGCUCUUUGGUGAUAAGAGGCCAUAAUGUAUCUUUACUCUCUGGACCACUUACCUUAUGGGAUGAUGCAGGAAGAGAAGCAAAUCUGAAGAGCUAUAAGUAGGAUGAUGAGAAGGAGUGGAACAGAUCAGGGAAUAGACUGAUGCUGGCUGUGUGCCUGUUGUACUAAUAUAGUGCACUCUGUGCCAAAUACAGUUUAUUUCCUUCCUAAAAUACUGAAAAAAUUGAGGGAGAAUAUGCGGUCCAAAGUAUGGCUUGUGACACAGCUGUAGUCAAGUCUUGCACAAUUUGCAAAACCAGACUAAUCUUCUAAAAUGUGAUUAAAAAUUUUCAGCUUUGUCAGUUUAGCUUGAGUUGAAGUAGUUGGUUCUUGAUUUGUUGAGUCAUGAUACCUCUGGUUUGAGCAAGGCCUGCUCCUUUGAAUUUAUGAGCUUUGGUGCAGAACUCUGAAUGUAACGAGAGCUUUCAUUUCCAAAGUUUGGUUAUGGUGUGAUAUUGAUGUGAGCAGUAUGGCAUGAGCUAUGGCCAAAGGAUCUCGUUAUGUUCCAAGACCGUUGUGCACAGUUGCUUUCAGACAGGACCCAAGUGGUGCAACUCAGAGGAGCAGGGUUGGCUAAAAAUUGCUAGAAAGGUUGUAACAGCAUGCUGAAAAAAGGAAUUUUAAAGUUAGGAGGGUACUUGGAGUCUGUGCAUUUGGUUAUGAAUUCCUUUUCCAACUUCAGUGGGUGAGGUCAUACAUAGAGAUCUGUCUUGGCAUCAAGUAGGGUACCCUCAGCAUUCCAG
Neopelma chrysocephalum (saffron-crested tyrant-manakin) is the source of this 3525-nucleotide messenger RNA. RefSeq names its product DDB1 and CUL4 associated factor 13 (gene DCAF13). NCBI's taxonomy places the organism in Eukaryota, Metazoa, Chordata, Aves, Passeriformes, Pipridae. Gene Ontology annotation, molecular function: protein binding. The record is from RefSeq and is a predicted model, not a curated record. Gene Ontology annotation, biological process: maturation of SSU-rRNA from tricistronic rRNA transcript (SSU-rRNA, 5.8S rRNA, LSU-rRNA). Gene Ontology annotation, cellular component: nucleolus; small-subunit processome. The coding region runs from base 67 to 1404 and encodes 445 amino acids. The transcript is spliced from 11 exons.